AUGUGUCGUGGAAUCGCAUCAGCUGCGAAAGGGAAGAAGAAGGGAGUUACCUUCACCAUUGACUGUUCGAAGCCUGUGGAUGACAAGAUCAUGGAGAUUGCUUCGUUAGAGAAGUUCCUUCAGGAGAGGAUCAAGGUCGGUGGCAAAGCAGGUGCCCUCGGUGAUUCUGUCUCAAUCACUCGUGAGAAGAGCAAGAUCACCGUCACUGCUGAUGCCAAUUUCUCCAAGAGAUAUCUGAAGUAUUUGACGAAGAAGUACUUGAAGAAGCACAACGUGAGGGAUUGGCUCAGAGUGAUUGCAGCGAACAAGGACCGUAACCUCUAUGAGCUUAGGUACUUCAACAUUGCUGAGAACGAAGCUGAGGAAGAAGAUUAA
Molecule: messenger RNA, 375 nt
Organism: Microthlaspi erraticum
Lineage: Eukaryota; Viridiplantae; Streptophyta; Magnoliopsida; Brassicales; Brassicaceae
Source: the annotation of a GenBank genome assembly